GACAAAACUGAUUUCAAAAUGGGCCGAAUAUAUAUUCUGCAUAUAUUCGUAAUACCAUUAACGAAAUCACAAAAUCCAAACACAAUAUUUGAAAUAAUCUCAUCCGUCCACUACUUUCAUUAUAAACCGUCCGAUCCACCGCCUCGAUAAUCAAACCUCGAAAAAGCAAAAAACAUCCAAUAACUGAAAGCCACGUAGGUGGUUAUAUAGCCUUCCCGCCUAAAUCACAAAUAAAGAUCUUACAACAGUAUAUAGAAAAUCGGAACCGUCUCUGUAUUUAACCUAAACCCUCUCUCUCCCCUUCUUCUCCAGUCUCCACACAGAAGAGCAACCUUUGCUAUGGACAACAACAGUGAUCUCGAUUCCAGUUCCGGCUCUGAUUCAGAAACGAUGAAGGAACCAAACAUAGACGUUCCUGUGGAAGAUACUGUUGACGAUCUCAUGGACGACUUUGAAGAUGAUGAUGAUGAUGAUGAUUUUGAGGAGGAGGAGGAAGACGGUGAUGAUGAUGACAUGGUUGAGGAUGAGGCAGAUGGUGUUAACAACCCUAUCUCCAACUGGUUAGGAAUCACUCCAGCUUCCAUCAGGAAAGAAGUCCUCAAGAUACACGAAGAACGCAAACUCAAAGCCAAGAGAUUCCUCAACGACUUUCAAGGGAAGCUAACCCUCUCUUACGAGUGGCUGCUUCUCAACAACCAAGGCUACUAUAGAGGCCCCAUCAAACACGAGGACUUCACCUGUCUGGCUGCUCAUUUCAUCGAUGAUAACUGGAAGGUCAGGAAAUGGAUCCUCGGCUACACCACCGACGCGUCCGUACCUUUGGAUGAUGUCUACACUCACCAUUUUCGAACCGCUGUUCAGAGCUUCGACAUUCAAAACAAAGUCUCUACUAUACUGCUCCCUAACGAUGAGGAUUUCGAUGAGAAGACGGUUGACGCUAUCAAGAAAUGUGUGGGAGAGGGAGGGGUUAACCCGCCGGUUUUCGUGGUGUACUGCUGUGCUGAUCUGUUCCGGUUGAUGGUUGAUGGUUUGUGCAGCGGGUUUAGGUGGACGUUGUACGAGGAGCUUCGUAUGUUGGUUGGGUGGGGGAGGUGUUCAUCGCCCAACUGGGAUUUGAAGCUGUAUCAUUACCAGCGAGCUGUUGAUAUGCAUAAGGAGGAUGCUUUCUCUAAGGAUGAGAUUUACGAUGAUUAUGAUAAGCCGUCUGAUGAGGAGUGGGUGAAGAUUGAGACGUUUUGUAAGCUCGGUGGGUGUGUUUAUAAAGUGGCUAAGGAGCUUUUUGAGGAAGGGUGGACGACUUCUAAUGUGUAUUUUCAUCUUCUUGCUGAGCUUAAGGUGAUGUUGAAGAUGGAGGUUGAUGGUGGUGGUGGUGGUGGUGGUGGGAGUGAGUAUUUUCUCCGGAAAGCUAAGAAGGUGUUGAAGAUGUUUGAUAAGUAUUGGAGUGGUAUGUUUUUGGUUUUGGCUGCUGCUUGUGUGUUGGACCCGAGGUUCAAGAUGAAGUACGUUGAGUUUUACUGCUCGAAGAAGAUCGAGGAUGAUGAGGGAUCAAAUGCUGAAGCUGUUUUAGACUAUUUGCGUAGUCUGUUUGCUCGCUACGCAGCUAGUGAUAUCUGUAAGAAACCAAUAUGUUCUGUUGAUACAGUUGACCAUGAAGUGGAUGAAGAUUAUGGUGCUGAUGAAGAGGAAACAGACAAGGAAGAGAAGGAGAAGCCUGAUGCGUACAAGGACUUUGUUUUGUUUCAAGAGUUUCUCAAGUUUGAAGGAUCAUCUUCAAGAGAGCUUGGUGAAUCAGAGCUUGAUGCCUACCUCAAGGAACCGAUCAUGGAGUGGAACAAAGACUUCAAAGCGUUGGAGUGGUGGAAAGAGGAGAGCCAAAAGUAUCCAGUCCUGUCUCGUGUAGCUCGUGACAUUCUCUCCAUACCGAUCUCACGUGCCACGUCUUACGAUUCUUAUGUUACGGACAAAAGAGAGCCUCCUGAGAAUGUUCUGUCCAUGGAUGCCAAAGCUGCUAACGCAGUGAUGUGCGGCAGAAGCUGGUUACCACUUAUAAGAUAGUGUGACCAAAAUGGUAAGAUCUUCUCUUUUUUUCUCUAUCUCUAUUAAGAACUUAAAGAUGCUUUUGUAUCCGUCGUUAAACUUAACAGCUCUGCUAUUUUGGUUUUGGUACUUUGGUUUCCUAUUUCAAUAUCAGUAGCAUGUCCUUUUGUUGGAAGA
This is a messenger RNA of Brassica napus (rape), 2214 nucleotides long. Its product is annotated as zinc finger BED domain-containing protein RICESLEEPER 1-like. The record is from RefSeq and is a predicted model, not a curated record. Gene Ontology annotation, molecular function: DNA binding; protein dimerization activity. NCBI's taxonomy places the organism in Eukaryota, Viridiplantae, Streptophyta, Magnoliopsida, Brassicales, Brassicaceae. Bases 340 to 2055 code for a protein of 571 amino acids. The transcript is spliced from 2 exons.